Molecule: messenger RNA, 704 nt
Organism: Panicum virgatum (switchgrass)
Lineage: Eukaryota; Viridiplantae; Streptophyta; Magnoliopsida; Poales; Poaceae
Exons: 1
Coding region: 22-492 (156 amino acids)
Source: RefSeq, a predicted model, not a curated record
GCUAGCACGAAGCCACCAGCCAUGGCCGCCAGCAGGCACCAUCUCCCCCUCCUCGCCGUGACCAUCGCUCUCUGCCUCGCCACCCUCACCGUGGCUGCCUCUCCCGACAACACCACCACCCCGGCUCCCUCGCCGGAGCCGCCGCAGCCGACGGCCUACGAGAUGCUGGAGCGCUACAACUUCACGCAGGGCAUCCUGCCGGAGGGCGUGACGGGGUACGUCCUCCGGCCGGACGGCUCCUUCGAGGUGUACCUCCCGGGGGACUGCAGCUUCCGCGCCGGCAGCAUGCGCGUCCGGUACAGCAGCCGCGUCGCCGGCAGCAUCCAGCCCAUGGCGAUCAGCGGCGUCGAGGGGGUGAAGGUGAAGGUGCUCCUGGCGUGGGUCGGCGUCAGGGAGGUCGACCGCGAUGGCGACCAGCUCCGGUUCUCCGCCGGCCCGCUGUCCAAGUCGUUCCCCGUCGACACAUUUGCCCACAGCCCGCAGUGCGGUUGAGGCUUUUGUCGAUAGCAGAGAAAAGCAUUUGCAGAUUGUAGCAUUAGUGCCUGUUGAUUUAAUUUGCGCGUGCGUGUUUGUUAUGUAAUCUUGAUAGGAUUGGUUACAGACAGUGGUCAGGAAAAUCCUAGAACGAAGUUAGAAAAUCAUCAAGAUCGACUUAUUUGUAACCAAGCUCUAAGUGUUUUUGCUCUCCCCUUAGGGCAUCUCCA